CCCCCGUUUCGGCAGAACAGUUUUCCCGUUCGAGAAACGUAAAUUUUCUUUCUUGCUUUCCUUUGAAUUUUCCCUCACUUUCUCGAGAAAAAACAAGAAGAAGGAGAAGAAGAUGUCGGGCCGCGGUAAGGGAGGCAAGGGGCUGGGCAAGGGCGGGGCGAAGCGCCAUCGCAAGGUCCUCCGCGACAACAUCCAGGGCAUCACCAAGCCGGCCAUCCGCCGUCUCGCCCGCCGUGGCGGCGUGAAGCGUAUCAGCGGCCUGAUCUACGAGGAGACCCGCGGCGUCCUCAAGAUCUUCCUCGAGAACGUCAUCCGCGACGCCGUCACCUACACCGAGCACGCCCGCCGCAAGACCGUCACCGCCAUGGACGUCGUCUACGCCCUCAAGAGGCAGGGCAGGACCCUGUACGGCUUCGGCGGCUAGGGUUCCGGUUCCGGUUCCGAUUCCGCAGCUAGGGUUUCGCUAGGCGAGCGUGUUGGGAUUUCUUGGGGCUGUAUAUGGAAGCGUAGGGUUUUCUUGCCUUGUUGUCUUUAGGUGGUUUUUAGCUUGUUGGGUCCGUCAUUGUGAAGCGAGAUUGGGCGAGUCAAGUAGAUUUGAUGCUCCUCCUCGUCUAGAUUGUGUUUUUCUUUCGAUUUUCAGUGGAAUUAAUGAAAUUAGUUUCCCAA
Eucalyptus grandis is the source of this 666-nucleotide messenger RNA. RefSeq names its product histone H4. Gene Ontology annotation, molecular function: protein heterodimerization activity; structural constituent of chromatin; DNA binding. The transcript has a single exon. Bases 113 to 424 code for a protein of 103 amino acids. Gene Ontology annotation, biological process: nucleosome assembly. Gene Ontology annotation, cellular component: nucleosome. The record is from RefSeq and is a predicted model, not a curated record. NCBI's taxonomy places the organism in Eukaryota, Viridiplantae, Streptophyta, Magnoliopsida, Myrtales, Myrtaceae.